This is a messenger RNA of Pecten maximus, 2119 nucleotides long. Its product is annotated as gigasin-2-like. The transcript has 10 exons. The record is from RefSeq and is a predicted model, not a curated record. NCBI's taxonomy places the organism in Eukaryota, Metazoa, Mollusca, Bivalvia, Pectinida, Pectinidae. Bases 161 to 1231 code for a protein of 356 amino acids.
ACAUCACAUCACCACAGCCUACCACAGGAUCCUUUCGAGUGACAUCUGUCUCACUACACUAUGUACAAGGAGCCCGUGUAACGCUGUGAGAAGGACUAGAUCAUUCUAAUUUCGAGUUAAGCCACCCCCUGUCAUCGGGAUUGUACCUUUGAGAAUAACGAUGAAGUUGCCUGUGGCCAUUCUACUGCUGGCUUUUAUUAUUCAAGCGGAAGGAAGCUUGUGCAAGCGACGUGGGUGUUUCUGUAAGGAAAAUGGGAUUCCCAAUGGCAAAAACUGUGAAUGUCCUUCUGGUUUCCAUGGAUACGAUUGUGGACUAAAAACACGUAACUUAUGUCCCACAAAUAUCUGUAAAAAUGGCGGAGUGUGCUUUGACAUGGGAAAGUGUUACUGCCACGGCGACUUUUACGGUGACCACUGUGAAUACUCCAUGGAGCCCCUGAACUGUGGGAUGGACAGCAUGCAAGUGGGGUUUGCUAUGGAACAGAACAAAUACAGGGACGAAAAGCCAGAUAUAUUCGCUAUACCCAACACGGCUUGUAAAUUUAGACCUGCGUACGAAAAUAAGAAACAUACCAUUUACAUGCUCGAGGUCAAUCUAACAACUACAAGAACUGUCCCGUGCAUGGACGUCAUCACGGAAACAAGACAUGGCGAUAUGACUACAUACACUAUUGAUGCGCAUGUGCGAAACUACGAAGGUCUUGAGUCACCUAAUGAUUGGACAACAACCUUUGAAUGUACCUACACUUCAAUAGGAACAGCAACCCAACGGGAUGUCACUGCGGAAGCCUCGGACGUCUUGUUUGCAUUUACAAGUAUCAACAACUCACUCGUGGACAACAUUGGACCACACGAACCCUUCAAUAUUGUCUUCUUCCUAAGACCCAACUCUACUUACGCCAAUCUGUGGCUGAAUAAACUUGUGGUAUACAACCAACUUAGUAACACAAAAAUGUUUACGCUGAUUGAACGCGGACGGAGCGACUACAUGUCGAAAAGAAUGAAGCUUUACAGAGAAGAAGGCCAGAUUCCAUUUUCAUUUGAGGUUGCUGAAAAUGUGACGGUGCCAGCGGUCCAAGUGAAAGUUAGCGGGCUGAGAGAGAAAGCAUCCAUCUAUGUAGACUAUGAAAUCCAGGUCUGCAGCACCUUCGUCUGUCCUAGUACGGCGGAUGCAUUUGGUGGACAAACAGCAUCAGGGAUAUUCAAUAUGCAUCAGCAUAUGGGCAAAUAAUUCACUUCCACUAUUAAUAGACUUGCGUGAAUAUGAACAGAUGGCUGAAAUGAUUUUUUUUCUAAUGUUCUGAGGUCGUUUUCUUUUCCAUAUAAAUAACAUAUUUUAUUAUAUUGUUCAGUUUGUAUUUAUUUGACGGCAAAUGUGAAAUUUCCUUUGAGAAUAUAUUCGACCUUCAUAGGCAAAAUUUCCAAGGAUCAUAAAAUCAUACUUUUACAAGUUUAAAGCAUUUUCGUGAUAGCAGCUACAUUUAUUGUUCACCGUUCAAAGAGAGUGAUUCGAUAUAUUGCCCAAUAAACAGUAAACGUAAUAUAUUUUAGAACUGAGAAAAUGAAUGAUAAUGAUGAUUUAAAAAAAGAAAUAUAACAAAUAGAAACAUAUAAAUUCUGCAUGCAAAGCAAACUCGGGAUUCUAACUGAAAUUGGUAAGCGAGGGUAAACUAAAAAAAACAGGGAAUCUGGAAGGUUAGUCUCUGCUUCACCGAAGUCAUCCGCAAUUAUAACAUAAUUCAAAUGCAGGUGAUGUCAUAUCCUCAAAAUGAGUACAUGGGAAGUGUAAAAAGAAAGCUCAUAUUAAGUUCCGCUGAUUUGAUCAGUCAAGACACUCAAAUUACAAGUUUUCUUGUUGAUGGCAUAGACAUACAAACCACUGAUAUCAUCGAUCGUUUACGAAUAUCGAACAUCACGUCUGCAGUUACCAUAGCAAUGAUGAAAAGUUGUUACAUUGUGUUCCGAAAUAUAACAAAGAAUGUUAUUAACUAAAAACGAUACAUGCAAUGGUUUUGAAUGAUAAAUUAUAUUUUAACAUGUACAUCAUAACAUGUGUAAGCAUAAACAUGUAUAAAGAAUUAUGGACACAAUGGAAUAAAAUCUCCAAACUAAAGGUUAA